Molecule: messenger RNA, 1318 nt
Organism: Paramacrobiotus metropolitanus
Lineage: Eukaryota; Metazoa; Tardigrada; Eutardigrada; Parachela; Macrobiotidae
Exons: 2
Coding region: 124-1128 (334 amino acids)
Source: RefSeq, a predicted model, not a curated record
UGUUGCAGAACAUCAUCGCGGACGUCGCGGGAUUCCUCCAAAGGUCGCAAGCGCACGAAAUGCCGUUUCACCACUCAAGUACGCGCUGCCGGCGCACUGCAGUUCCUCACCGCCGGACGAAACAUGUCCGGUGCAGCGUUAUCUCUGGGUGCAUGUCGGCUGGCAUUUCUGACAGCUGACGCUGCCGGAAUCAUUUGCGCGUCAUCUCGCGCAAUGGCCAUCAUAAACGUUGACUCCGUACAUUACGUUUAUAGCAUUUUCUUGCUGGCUGUGAUUCUUGGACACGUUGGACAAAGCUGCCCGAUCACACCACCGACACCACUGCAGCGUGCCGCCAAGGCAGUUCAGCAAGCCGAAGCCCACAUGACCGACAACGUUAUCAUCCUGCCGGCCUUCGAGAACGAGACUACCGGGGAGGCGCCACCGGCCAACACCGUGCGCGUCCCGUUGGGAGACACGGCGAGCCUUUCCUGCAACGCCGAACCGGUUCAACGGAUCGUCUGGCGCCACCACAACGCCACCAUCCAAGGCGUCGAUGUGGUGAUAUACUCCACGAAAGGUCACUACUACCGACUGACGUCCAGCGCUAGCACCAGCUCUCUCUUGAUCCACAACGUCACCCGCGAGGCGGCCGGGACGGUAGAGUGUCUUCUGACGAAAGGUGACCUUUUAGCGGAGACCACCAGUGGUGACCUUUCCGUCCUCCGGCAGUUCGAGCUAGAGCCGAAACUGCGCCCUCAAGACGUCUUCGUUGCGCCCAUGCGCAACGUGUCCACGCCGCUGUGGAGCUUCUCCAUGACGUGCACCGGCCGCCUGGACUGCAGCCGGGCGGGUACCGCCGCGCACUUUAUCUGGAAGUACGACGGGCAUUUCGUAGCGUCGCCGUAUCACUACCUCAACACAAUCGCCGGUAAUUUGCGUCCUACCGGUUUGCAACUCGGCACCAUCACCGCUGCGCUGUCGCUGCCCGGAGCGGCCGAUCCCGUGUGCUACACCACGCUGACCAUUACGAUGGACGAGAACACCAAUCAUCGGCCGGCGCGGGUGGACUGCUGGAUCCGCACCGAUGUGCGCCGUCACGAGUGGUUUGUGCAGUCGGCAUACGUCCAUUUCACGCAGUCAAUUUAGACGACCGGUUGUUGUUGCGAAUUUUUGAAUUUUUGAUUAUUGCGAUUAAUGUACGGUAAGCUUUGGUUUUCUUGAAUAGACUUUUCGUUGUAUGGCUAGGUUGUGCAUUACGCUCUACACGUUAUUUGAUGUCGUUGUUAUUGUUUGCGUUUUUAUUGUCUCAUUAAGAUUUGAGUUAAAAUAUAAGAAA